AUGACCUGUCUCCGUAUAUUAUGCAUGUAUUAUCUUAUUUGGACUACAAGUGCGAAUGCAUUAUUUUCAACAAUAGGCAAUGUCUACUAUAACAUGAGUUAUAAUUCAACAAGCACCAUAAUCACUCAUUUGAUCGUGAAAAAGCAAUUACUUUGUGCUGCUCAAUGUGCAAAUCAAUUUGCCAAUUGCAAUACUGCUGUAUUUGAUAGUUCAAUUACUCCUCAAUCUGCUUCGAUCUUGUAUCGUUGGAAUACAACGGGCAUCACUGUAGCCGGUGCGAGUAACGGUUCUACAGGCACAGCAGAUAAUCUACUUCUUAAUCCAUAUGGGACCGCAUUGGGUUCAUUCGACUCACUUUAUAUUGCCGAUUUUAACAAUAAUCGCAUACAAAAAUGGUUGAGCAAUGCAUCGAAUGGUACAACGAUGGCUGGUCUCUCAAAUGGAACCUAUGGUAGAAGCUCAGUUGCUUUAACCUUGCCUGUCAGUGUUGCGCUUGAUCCUAAUGAUAAUAUGUAUUUUACAGACAGAGAUAACCAUCGAGUUGUAUAUUGGGCAAAUGGUGCAUCAUCUGGCACUACGAUUGCCGGUAUUACAGGUACUCCGGGAUCUACAAACGAUACCUUAUGUGGACCGUGUGGUAUAGCCCGUGACUCAAACACAGGGACACUUUAUAUAGCCGAUACAUUCAAUCAUCGUAUAAUGCAAUAUCUCUUGAAUGCUUCUUCGGGUACAGUAGUUGCUGGUGGGAAUGGUCCAGGAAGUAAUAAUACACAGUUGGCGUAUCCAUAUGGUUUUACUUUUGAUUCACCCUCAAAUAGUCUUUUUAUUGCUAAUUAUCCAAACAAUAAUAUUGUUCGUUGGGUGUUAGGUGCAAGUAGCUGGACACUCGUCAUUGGCAGUCCUACUGGAUUAAGUGGUGACACAUCAACACUUCUCAAUAAUCCGGUCGGCAUCACAUUAGAUCCAUUAGGCAAUAUCUAUGUAGCUGAUUCAGGAAACCAUCGCAUUCAAUUCUUCAUUGCAGGUCAAUCCAACGGCACAACCAUCGCUGGCGUCACAGGUUCAUCUGGCAUUAGUCAGAAUCAAUUAAAUUAUCCCUAUUGGGUCACAGUUGAUAAUCAACUGAAUCUAUAUGUAUCCGAUAAUUCUAACAAUCGAGUUCAAUUUUUUUCACAUUCAUAA
Adineta steineri is the source of this 1182-nucleotide messenger RNA. The record is from the annotation of a GenBank genome assembly. NCBI's taxonomy places the organism in Eukaryota, Metazoa, Rotifera, Eurotatoria, Adinetida, Adinetidae.